AUGUCAGCUCUACCGGGGAACAUAUUAGAGAAGCAGUACUGGCAGGAGCCCACCGGGGCAGAGUCGAAACCGUCUCGGCUUUCCGGUGCAUUGCGAUGGUUUCUUGACAUAGUGCGACCGUCUAUCCUGACGACGAAGGGCCGGCGGAAACAGAUGGGACGGACUAGCUACCUCGAUGGCUUGAGAGGAUUCGCAGCGCUGCUCGUUUAUUUCGGCCACCACGAGCUCUGGGCUCACGAUGCGAUAACGCAGAAUCCCAUAUUCGAGAACGCAUACGGAUACAAAGGCAAGCACCACUUCAUUGCCCUGCCUGGGAUACGGACCUUCUUCUCCGGCGGCCAUUUUGCGGUCAGCGUCUUCUUCGUGCUCUCAGGCUAUGUGCUGUCGGUGAAAGCGCUGAGCUUGAUACAGGCAGGCGACUAUCUCAAGCUUGGAGAUACCCUGGCCUCCGCCCUAUUUCGACGAUGGCUUCGACUCUACCUACCGGUCAUGGCCACGACCUUCAUACACAUGACAAUAUGGCAUAUGUUUGGGAUAACGGCGGUUCCUGAUCCGCAAGGGAGCUACAAAGACGAGGUGUGGAAGUGGUAUUGCGAGAUGAAGAACUUCAGCUUCAUCUACCGAACCGGCGGCGAGCCCUGGUUCCAUUACAACUUCCAUGCGUGGUCGAUUCCGGUCGAGUUCAAGGGCUCGAUUGUCAUCUACACUGCGCUACUGGCCUUCUCCAAGGCCUCGAGGAACGCCCGCCUGCUGUGCGAGAUCGGCCUCUUCAUCUACUUCAUGUACAUUGCUGACGGAGCGUUGUGCGCCAUGUUCGUUGCUGGCAUGCACCUGUCUGACCUCGACCUGCUCGCGGAGAGCAACAACCUGCCCAGGUUCUUCUACCGCCUACAACCCUACAAGGAGACAUUCUUCUACAGUCUCUUCGUGAUCAGCAUGUACCUUGGCGGCUGUCCGUCCCACAGCUUCGACGUUGCGCUGCUCAAGGAGUCUCCUGGCUGGAACUGGCUCUCCUACCUGAAACCCCAGGCAGUUUUCGAUUUCAAAUGGUUCUACCUCUUCUGGGCGGCCGUCUUCCUCGUCUCGUCGAUAUCUCGCAUCCGCCCUCUGCAGAGCUUCUUCGAGCUCAGAUUCAACCAGUAUCUCGGCCGCGUCUCCUUUGCUCUCUACCUCGUCCACGGCCCCGUUCUCUGGAUUCUGGGAGACCGCCUCUAUUCCGCAGUGGGCUGGGUGAAGGAUUCGCACCACAAAACUAUCCCUGGAUGGAUCAAUCGAUUCCCUCUGCCCACGAAUGGCCCACUGGGCCUUGAGGUUGGAUUCCUUGCUCCACAACUUAUUCUCCUUCCGCUCACCCUCUGGCUUGCGGAGAUUGUCACUAAGCUUUUCGACGGACCCAGCGUCAAGUUCGCUCAGUGGGCUUAUUCCAAGACAUUGCCGCCUGCCGCCAAAGCUAUGUGA
Trichophyton verrucosum HKI 0517 is the source of this 1458-nucleotide messenger RNA. RefSeq names its product acyltransferase, putative. Gene Ontology annotation, molecular function: acyltransferase activity, transferring groups other than amino-acyl groups. Lineage: Eukaryota; Fungi; Ascomycota; Eurotiomycetes; Onygenales; Arthrodermataceae. Gene Ontology annotation, cellular component: membrane. Bases 1 to 1458 code for a protein of 485 amino acids. The record is from RefSeq and is a predicted model, not a curated record. The transcript has a single exon. Gene Ontology annotation, biological process: polysaccharide biosynthetic process.